Messenger RNA from Hibiscus syriacus, 678 nucleotides. RefSeq names its product glucan endo-1,3-beta-glucosidase-like. Gene Ontology annotation, cellular component: plasma membrane. The record is from RefSeq and is a predicted model, not a curated record. Bases 1 to 678 code for a protein of 225 amino acids. The transcript has a single exon. Lineage: Eukaryota; Viridiplantae; Streptophyta; Magnoliopsida; Malvales; Malvaceae. Gene Ontology annotation, biological process: carbohydrate metabolic process. Gene Ontology annotation, molecular function: hydrolase activity, hydrolyzing O-glycosyl compounds.
AUGACAACCCUCUCUGCACCUAAGCUCUUAUUCUUCCUCUUCUUAUUCAACUGCCACGUUUCCUUUUUCUCUUUCACUACAACCGCCGCAUACUCAAUCAGUGUCAACUAUGGAACCCUCACCGACAACUCCCAACUCCGACACAAGUGGCAAACUUUCUCAAAAGCAAAACAAACAUCGACUGGAUUAAGAUAUUCGACUCGAAUCCCGACAUCCUUAAAUCUUUCGUUGGCACGGGAAUCUUUGUUACCGUUACAGUCGGAAACGAUUGACAUCCCAUCCCUCGCUAAACUCCCAGGAGCUCAAGCUUGGAUCGAAAAGAACAUAUUGUCGUAUCACCCGAAAACAGUCAUCAGAUACAUCACCUUCGGGAAUGAAAUCAUGGCUACGUCAGAUAAAACCCUCAUUGUUCACCUUUUGCCCGCCAUGAAAGCGCUCACAUCUGCUCUCGAUUCGGCUAACGCUUCCAGUAUCAAAGUCUCGACAUCGUAUCCACUUGGGAUCUUGUUCACGUUGGAGCAGCCAAGUUCGGGGAAGUUCCGCAAAGGAUACGACAAGCUUAUAUUCGCUCCGAUUUUGGAGUUCCACAAGCAAACAAAAUCGCCUUUCAUGGUAAUAUUAGUAUUCAAAAAAGAAAUUCCCAAAGGAAUCAAAAUGUCAGAUAUCCAUGGAUGUUAG